AAAACAAAUUUUUGUAUUUUCUUCAAGCCUUUGUAGAGCUGUAAAAUUGCAUUUUCAAAUUAUGGUGUUAACAAUUGCGCGUGCGUAACUGCAUAUUUGAGAUUGAGAGGACGAGCGCUGAGUACGCCGAGUUGUGUGUGAAAAAUCUAGCAUAGAAAACUAAAAAUUUAUAUAAAAUCCCGUGCUUCGAGUAGAACCGAAACUUUUUACGAAACCUAGUAUUUCUUAGGCAACGUGCUACCAGCAAAAUGUCGCUAUUGAAAAAUCUCUUCCAGAGUAAGACCGCCCAACCGGCUUACAGCGAGAAUGUGCCACGUGAAGUCAACAUGGGUGAGGAGGUGCGUCGCUUGAUGCACAGGCAAGAUAUUGAAGCGGCUAUGGAGUCUGCGAAGCCUUUCCUACUGACUGCCGCGCUAGCUUGGCCCACAGUUUGGCUGUAUCGCGGUUUCGAAUGGCAUACAAAACGGGGUAAGGAGACGCUGCCGCUCUAUAUAAGAAAGACCUUUUUUGCCGCUAAAAUUACACAGCUCUCGGUGCUUCUACUUGGUCUAGUUUAUGCUAUCGGCAGUACACAGCCACGUCACUUUUAAUUUGACUCUUAUUUUCUAAAAUACGGAACGAAAAGUCGGAUAAGAUGCUCAAACCAAAAGCAGGGUCUAAAAUUAAAAAAUGCUGCUUGUGUUCGUCUUCGUGUUACGAAAAUGUCAUCCACAAAAAUCGAUAAAAAAUAAUUACAAUUUAUAUAGUAUCGAGUUAGACAAAUAAUUGUAGAAAAAAUCGAAAAUGAACAGCUGAAGCAUAUGUAGAAGAAAUAAUUGUAACAAACCAACCAAGAAAUUAUUAAAG
Messenger RNA from Bactrocera tryoni, 846 nucleotides. RefSeq lists its product as uncharacterized. Bases 249 to 590 code for a protein of 113 amino acids. NCBI's taxonomy places the organism in Eukaryota, Metazoa, Arthropoda, Insecta, Diptera, Tephritidae. The transcript is spliced from 3 exons. The record is from RefSeq and is a predicted model, not a curated record.